CAAAGAAGACAUAAUGAUUACACUGGGUUAUAAACUUAUCAUCAUUAUUAUGGACUUCUGCAUUCUUUCAAAUGCCCAUUCUCUAGUUACUGGAAGUAAUGAGGCGAAAACUAAGGAUGUCGAUAUCCUCAGACAAUUGUUGAACCAGGAGUCUUUAUUCAGAAUAGCUCUGACCAAAGACGUCGAGAACAUAAAACAAUACCUUUUAUCAAAACAGAAAGAAGCCACAAACCAAGAAAAUGGCAUUUCAGGAAUUCUUCAUUCAUCGGAAGAGGGGAAUUCUAUUAACUCAUCAUUUUUUCAGACUCUUGCAGAGAACGUCAACAAUCACAAAAUAGAGGAAAUGAGAAAUGAAAUAUCUUUACAAAGAGAACAAUUUUCAAAAUUAUCUGAAAAUUUUACCAAGCUUUCAUCAGUUCUCUUAAGAGGCUUUGAGAGACUUGAAAAUAUGAACGUGACAAUAAACCCGAUGCAAAAGAUUGCUGUGUUGGAUAACGACGUUCUCGAUAAAAGAUACAGGGACUGCCAAGAGAUUCUCAAGGAGAAUAGAAGUCUGAUGAACCAGAACGGUGUAUAUACGAUUUAUCUGGGAUGUAACAAACCAAGGAAGAUCUUCUGUGACAUGACAACGAAUGGAGGGGGAUGGACGGUGAUACAGAGGAGAUUUGAUGGAUCGACAGAUUUUAACAGAGAAUGGAAAGACUACAAAGAAGGUUUCGGAGAUCCUAACAAAGAAUACUGGUUAGGGAAUGACGCAAUACAUGAUCUGACCGAUAGAAGACAAGAAGAAUUAUGGAUUGACCUAGAAAAAUUCUCUGGUUCGUUUGUGUAUGCUAGAUAUUCAAACUUCUCAGUUGGCAGAGAGCAAGACAAAUUCCAACUGUCUAUUGCAGGAUACAGUGGAAAUGCAGGGGACAUGAUGAUACAAUCUCAUUAUUUGAAUGGAAUGUAUUUUACAACAAAGGAUCGUGAUAACGACCGUCAAUCAGGUGUUAACUGUGCUGUUGAGUAUCGCACUGGAGGAUGGUGGUACAAUAGCUGUGGAUAUUCAAAUCUCAACGGUGUCUACCAGACCUCUAAUAAGGAAAACUGUAAGGGUGCUUUUUGGGGAGGAAAUUGUGAUAAUAUGAAAUCUGUUAAAUUGAUGAUAAGAUCAAAAUAAAAAAAAAUUGAA
Saccostrea cuccullata (small rock oyster) is the source of this 1174-nucleotide messenger RNA. Its product is annotated as angiopoietin-1-like. Bases 14 to 1162 code for a protein of 382 amino acids. The transcript has 5 exons. NCBI's taxonomy places the organism in Eukaryota, Metazoa, Mollusca, Bivalvia, Ostreida, Ostreidae. The record is from RefSeq and is a predicted model, not a curated record.